AUGUUACCAGAGAGUCCUGGUGAACAGAAGAAAAUUUAUAAUAUAACACUACCAUACAGAAAUAAAAACGAAUUUAAAAUUGAAAAUCUUGAACCAAAAAGUAAAUAUUUGGUGUGGAUAAGUGCAUUAAAUGAAGCUGGUGCCUCACGAGAAAGUCAACCACAAGUCAUCGAAACAACCAUUCCUUGGGCCCCAGAAGCUCCUAGUGAUGUUCGCUAUAAUUGUUUGGCAAACUGCGAUUUGAUAUGGAAGGCUCCAAAUGACUUUGGAUCUCCUAUCACUGCUUAUAAGCUUUUUAUAAGAGAAAUGAAGAAUAAAGAAGAGAUGCGAUGGAAUAACGAUUUUUCAGAGCUAUCGGAUUAUCGUAUAAAGUUUGGAAAUAUAGGUACUUGGCGAAUAUUCAUAUACGCAUUAAUAUGUCUUAUGUUGUUAUUUGUAUUUAUUGAUAUCGCUUGUUGUUUUAUUGCAAGAUGUGGCCUUACUGCAUAUAUUUUCUUUCACUGCCUUGCAAAUAAUAUUAAUUCCACUAAGCAAAGAGACAACGAUCAUUCUGUCAAGAGCAAUACAGCAAUGAAAAAUGAUCAAACAACACAAUCAACUUCCGUUUAA
Molecule: messenger RNA, 609 nt
Organism: Dracunculus medinensis (Guinea worm)
Lineage: Eukaryota; Metazoa; Nematoda; Chromadorea; Rhabditida; Dracunculidae
Source: the annotation of a GenBank genome assembly